Messenger RNA from Psylliodes chrysocephalus, 3715 nucleotides. Lineage: Eukaryota; Metazoa; Arthropoda; Insecta; Coleoptera; Chrysomelidae. The record is from the annotation of a GenBank genome assembly.
CCCGUUUUCGUUAUUUUGAAACCACCAUCUCUACACAAACGUCAUUUGUCGUUUAUGCCUUGUGUCAAAAAAUUUUUACUUGACUAUUUUGAAAAUUUUGUAAAUCUAAGUUAAAAUCACCCAUGCAAACAGUUUCGUCAUGAGUAGGAGCUAUCGUGAUUGGGCAGUCCUCAAGUUCAUUAUGAAAAAGAUUAGUAUUUUGUUCAUGUGGCUUAUAUAUCACCACUACCGCAACUGAUUUUUUUCAGUGACUAUUUUAAUCCAAAAUCAGGGCCGCCGAGAGCCCCAGGACAAUUCUCCAGAUCGGGCCCCGCAACAAUUUUAUAAAAAAUUAGUCCUCAAGCAAAACUUUCUCUUCCUCUACUUGAAUUUCUCUAAAAAAAAAGGCUUCAAGUAAGAGCUUCCCCCAUCUUAUGUCGAACUUCUGAAAGUAACAAACACCACCGCUGCCGGGCCCCGGGAAUUAGUCCCGGCUGCCCCCCCCCCUCUAGUCGGCCCUGUCCAAAAUUGCUUUCAUACAUAAUUCUGCCGGCAUUCUAUUACCCCAGAAAUUAUCUUAUUACGAACAUAUAAACAUAACCCUUUCCAUCAACAUUUUCUAUCCGCCCUGUAUAAAUAGUAGCCAUCAAAAUUUAAAUUAUUAUCACUAAUAUUAUGAUUUAACCAUGUUUCACACACUAACAAUAUGUCUAAAGAAUUGUCUAAAAUCAAUUGUUUAAUAUUGUAUAAAGAAGGCAACAAUGAUCUCGCGUUAAUGAAACCAAUAUUUAGGAAGUGCAUUUUUGAACAGAUAAUCCGCCCAAGUUUAAACUUCAGAAAUAAUAAAAUAAUAUAUGUCGAAAAUAAAAUAAAUAUUCUACAAAGCCAGCCGUUUUUACAACAAAAACUCAACUAAAGAUAAGAACUCGACUCGACUAACUGGAAUAGCCUGUUUGCAAUGCUACAUAUUCAAUCCUAUAAAGUCUCAGAAUCGGGAGCCAUGUGUGUGUGUGUGUGUGUGUGUUUUUGUAAAAAUCUUAAAUAAAAUGGCCAUCGAAUAGUGAAUCUAGCCUUAAUGAGAUGCAUCCUGUUAAGAAGUUUCAAAUACAUAUUUUAAUUAUAUUACUUGAGGGUAUCCGAUUGCCAAGAGCAAGACAACGAUAUUCUCCCGUUUUGAUAGCUGGGUAAAUUGUCCUGUAUGAUAUAGCCCAAAAACAAGGAAGAAGAAGCAAGGAAAAAACCAUUAAACAUAAAUCAAAUUAAUAAUAAAAUAUAAAUAGUAUAUAUAAUAGGAGUAAAAUGAGAACUUCAUGGUUGAGUCCAGGAGCUUGCUCUAGCCUAGGAAAAGCAAACUAAGCGAAACUGCGUUUGUAUUUAAAUAUUUUUUAGGAUUUUUUUAACAGAAAAGAAAAAUACACUGAUAAAAUAAUUUAAUUUUAAUAAAAAUUGAAUAUUAAUGAAAUGUACUUACAGUCAAAAUUAAAAAUUAAAGGAUCACUCACACUAAUUCUUAUUUUAGUUACUAACCAUUAUAAUUUAAUAUUUUAUUUCUAUCAUUUUGUUAUUCUUUAAAUAAAAACUUCCAAUUUUGACUUUUAUUUUUAAUAUUCUCGUUAUAAUACCUACAUUUUUUUAACUUUUAAAUUGACUGGUAUAAGGAAAUAUCAACAAAUAACAGAUUUAUUUUGGUACAAAACCUUGAACCGAGUAUGAACAUAAUUUAACCAUUAAAUCUCAAUUUAUUGUAAGUUUUGUUAACGAUAUUUUCUAGUUACCGAUAAUUUGUAAUAACAUUUUGCUUAAACUAAAAUUCAUUAAAAUUUCGUGUAUUGCUAACUUAUUGUUGAGAAAAGUAACAUUAAAUUGGUUUAUAGUAUCACGAGGUGUUUAAGUAAGAAUCAUUUUAAUUAAUAUAGGCCGGUAAACUGGGAAUACUAAAGCUCAUUAAACAAAGCAAAUAUUGUAUAUAAAAGUUAAAUAGUGGUGGAAGUGGUGCACACACUACUAGUGAAAUAUUAAUCAAUUGUUUAAUAUGGACAACGUACCUUAAAUCAUAUUUUUUGAUGUCAAGAAAAUAACUGAAAUUAAUCCAAACCCCUUUAAAAAGAUUGAGAACAUAAACACUAUGUAAAUGUUUAUAUCAUGUGGAUGAACUAUCAUUUUAAAACCUGAUUAUAUAUAAUAAAGAUAACAGAAUUGAACUUUAUCUGAUAAGAGAAUUAAAAAAUACUAAAUUUUAUAUUCUGCGAAAAGGUGCAGUACAUUUUCUAAUCGAUUUGAAUUUGUAAUAAAAAUGUAUAACAUUUCAAAAUUAAUAUCAACACCUUCUAAAACGAAUGAAUUUGGUCAGUCUGCUCUACAUAUUGUAUCAAGAAUAGGUGAUUUAAAUUUGUUACAUUUGCUUUUAACCAGAGGCGCAAAUCCUAAUAUAAUAGAUGAAUUUGAACAGACACCUUUGUCUAUAGCUUGCAUUGACAUGCCCAAUAAGAUUAUUGUUAAAUUGUUACUACAGUACGGUGCAGAUGUUAAUUUUAAAAGGAAACUACAUAUGGAUUUAUUUCUUGAAAGUGUCCUAAGUUGCCACACUCAAGAACACCUAGACAUUAUCAACUUACUAAUUGAAAAUGGAAUAAACAUAAAUAUGACUGAUCCAUUAUCAAAUCGUAAUUGUAUGCAUUUUGCCGCUCUAAAUGGAAAUAUGGAUUUAGCAGAGUUACUUUUACAAAAUGGUGCAAUACUGGAUAUCAGGGACAACUUUGGAUUUACACCAAUAGAUGUAGCAAAUAAUCAUAAAAAUUUCGAUGUUUUAACAAUCUUUAUGUCUUUUUUAGCUUUCAAUUAAUUAAUGUUUUAUCGUCAACCGUACAUUAGCUAAAUUAUUAAUGGCCAAAGAGGUUAGAAAGGGUAGAGGUAACAUAGGAAGCAUUUGCCACUGCGCAAAUUUUGCCAAAACCGAAAAACUGGGUGGAAGGAGUAGGCAGAUGUUAUGAGCUGGACUUAAAUAUUUGUAUUGUAGUACCUAAUUUUGGUAACUAAAGGAUAAAAAAUUAUGAGACGUUCUUUUACUUCAUUUGUUAGCACGAUUCAUUUAUGAUGAGGGCAAUAACACUUUAUCAAUAUAAAGCUAGUAGCUAAGGGCUGAUCCCACCGUUAAACGAAGUUAACAUUACUAAACAAAGAUUAAAAUGACAUUGUUUAUAUAAAAAUAUAUAAAAAGUAAAUACUACAGACUUGUCUAAAGAAGAAUAUAUAACGCCUGAAAUUUUAUAAAAAGUGAAUCUACAGCUAGGUACAUGGCAUGUCUAUAUUGAAAGAAAAAAACAUCAGAUUUAAGUAGUUCAUUAUCAUCAACAGGCUUGUUGUGCCUGGAACUCUAAUCAUCAGUUCAAGUACAAACCUAGAAGAAAAAUUUAGAGAAAUCACAGAAAAUACAUCAGAAUAUCUUGCUAAAAAACAUGAGUUGUUUUUUAUAAAAUAUGCAUACCUAACUUGGAAAUCCAUAAUCAAGCAUAAAAUUUGUAAAAUUCAAAAAAAUUUCAAUACACUAACUUUGGUUGUUUUAUUUAACACAACAAAGUAAGACAAAAUUAUCUAAAAAAAGCACAAUGAUUUAAACUUGAGCAUAUUUUUUAAUUUCUAUAUCAUUUCCUUUAAUAAUAAGUAGUUAAACAAGUAGGUCAAUCUCUUUUUUAUUCAAUAUGUUGUGAAAAAGUAAAAUCUUUUUACAUAAAAAUAU